This is a messenger RNA of Antechinus flavipes (yellow-footed antechinus), 6422 nucleotides long. RefSeq names its product RELT TNF receptor (gene RELT). The transcript is spliced from 10 exons. The coding region runs from base 2703 to 4184 and encodes 493 amino acids. The record is from RefSeq and is a predicted model, not a curated record. Gene Ontology annotation, molecular function: protein binding. Gene Ontology annotation, biological process: apoptotic process. Lineage: Eukaryota; Metazoa; Chordata; Mammalia; Dasyuromorphia; Dasyuridae.
AUGUGAUAACUAUUUCAAUAUAAUUAGUUUCCUUCAUAAUCCUAUGUGUAUUAUUUUAUGAAUUUAAAAACCUGAGAGGGAUCCAUAGGCUGCAUCAGACUGCCCAAAGGGCCCAAUAAUAUAGAGUUAAGAAUUCCUGGGCAAUAGAAAUGCUAGUUGUUGUUAUUAUUAUCAUCUGUCAAAUGAGGGGGUUGGCCUAGACAGCCUCUGAGGUCCCUUUAACUCUGAUCUUGUGAUCUGUUUUCACCCCUUCAUUUGACAGAAGGCAAACUAAAACUCAGAAAGGGGAAGUUUCGUGCCUCAGGUACCACAGCCAAUGAGUGACAGGGCCCAGCCUUGAGCCAGGAUCUCCAGGGCCACUGGCCUCUCCAACACACCCUGAUGCCUCCAGGACUCUAAGAAUAUUCUCAACAUAUUUGUUACAGCUGGAGAGAGACCUAAGAGAUCUUCUGGUGAGAAGGAAAGGGGCUCCUAAGAAGAGCCAGAGUUCCCAAAGUGUCACAGCUGUUAGAUUGUAAAGCUGGGUUGCUUACUUGGGUGGACAGGUGGGGCUUUUUCUUCCUUGCUUGCCACCUGCCAGCUGGUGUGCCCUGAUUCCCAGCUUCCUCUCCUCUAUUCUCAGGUCAGCCGGCCCAGCCCCAGGGUAUCCUGAGGAUGAAGUGGCAGAGACUGUGCUGGUCCCUCACCUGCUUCCUCACUGUGAGUUGGGAUGGGUGAAGCUGCGGCCCAAGAAGGGAAUGUUGCCUGAUUCUAGUGGGCCUUGUGGUCGGGCCGGGAUGGGAGGGAGGAUCAUGGGGGAUUGGGCCCUGGCCCAGAUCACUUAGCCUUGCUCAGAUCCCUGAAUCUGUCCCCAGUAGUAGCUUCUACUCUGAAGUUUUCUGCAUCCCUCCUACCCACACUGUACCCAAAAGAGUAAAUAUUUUGAGAGAUCACAAAUAGAUGACAUUCUCCUGGAUAUGGGUGAUGGAUGCCCAGACUAUGGGAACCUAUUGCUUAUUUCACCUUUCAUCUGACCUAAAGCCAGCUCCAAGGAUAAGGCAGGGACAUGAAUGAGAUGAUACAGAUAGCCUUCUUAGGGUUUCUCUCCCUGUUGGAUCAGGGUUCCUGUGGACGGGGCUAGUAAGAAAGAGGAAGAGGUAUAGCAGGGUAGUCAGCCCUGAGAGGGUGAGAAGUGAGUAAAGUGAGCCUGGUCCUGAGGUAAGAAAGAUCAGUGCUGAGAAUCAUUGCCUAUUUUUUCAUCUGGCACUGGGAUCACCAUAUAGGAGAACGAAUUAGGAGAAGAAACACGGGAUGAAGAGAGAGGAAGGAGGAAGAAACGAAGGAAAAAAGGAUGAGAUAAAAGUCUGGAUUAGAACAUUGAACUGUCAAGACUGGAAUUUUAGAAAUAGCUUUUAGGACCUUACUGUAAUGCUAUCUGCUAAUGAAUAGAGACUAAUAUUUCUAUUUUAUGAUAGAGAAAAUUUAAGUCCAGGGAAAAGAAAGAGAUUGAAUGAGAACUCAGGUCUUCUAAUUCCCAGCCUAAGGCAUUUUUCCUCAUAUGGAAAAGAGAGUGGAGAGGGAGGGAGACAGGAGGGAGAGAGAGACAGAGAGACAAAGAGAAGAAACAGAAAAAAAUGAGGAGGAGAGAAAGAAAAAAAGAAGAGAAAGAGGACACAGAAAAAGAAAAAGAGAAGGAAGAGAGGAGAGAGACAUGGAAAAAGAAAAAAGAGAACAGAGUGAUAGGAGAGGGACACAGGGAAAAAAAGAGAGAUGGAAAGAGAAGGGAGAAAGAGAAAUACUGAAAGAAAGAGAUGAGAAAAAGAGAAAGAAGAGAGGAGAAAGAUGUGGAAAAAAGAAAGAUGGAAAGAGAAGGAGAAGGAGAGAGAGACUGUUUUUCUCUCACCUAUCCUCACAAUAUGAACUUAUAAAGAGCCUUCCAAAAAGGUGGCCCCCAUAAAACAAUGGGAUAGGCAGGUAUUGGCCAGCCUACUAAUGGUGCUCAGUUUGACCUUCUUUUAUUGAAGCUGAGUAUGGGCAGUGGAGAAGUGGACAAUGUUGGGAACUAUAUUUUCCUGGGAUUUUCUUCAGACCUUCUGACUGGGAGGAGGAUCCUGUAAAAUUGGGGUGUUAUCCCAGGGCCCAGAGAAAUUGAGUGGGAUCUCUCUCUUGGAUUUUCUUUCUGAGCACUUGGUAUCCUGUAUAGGUGAGGAAAGUUCUAGAGUUCUGUCUGAAGAGAUGGAAGCCUCAGUGAGCCAAGGAACGCAGAAGUCCAGGGUCUGAAUUCCAGUUCCUCCAUCUCUUCCCCUAUAGAGUCAUAGACUUGACUAUGCUAAUAGGCCCCUUAGACCAUACUGCUGAACUAAAAAGGAGCCUCAGAAUAUAGAAUGCCAAAUUUACGCACGGUCACGUGGACAGAAAGUUUUGUUUUUUUAAACAUUUUAUUAAAUAUCUUUGUUUUAAGGGCGGGGGGGGGGGGGAACAGGAUGUCAGAGCUGGGAACAUUGUUAGAACAUGGAACAUCAGAACCGGGCAGGGUCUUAUGAGAGAAUGAGCUGGAAGAGGGGAUCGCUAAGUCUUAGUUGAACCUUCUUAUUUUACGAAUUAGGAAACUGAGACCCAAAGAGAGGGACAGACUUGCCCAAUUUAAGCUAAUAGGUCGGUGGCAGAGCUGGAACUUAAAGCCUGGGUUCCUACCCAUCAUCUAGUAUUCUAUUUUCUGCACUAUGGCAUCAGUCCUCACCCACUCCCCUUCCAUCUUGGCACAGAGGAUUCUGGGGGGAGGUCAGAGGAGAGGAUGGCAGCAACGCCCGCUGGGCGCAGGCUUGGAAUUGGAUCGCUGCCUGCUCCCUUCUCAGUGUCUGCUGGUGCCAGCCUCUCCUUCACCCCUUCUCUCUCAGCUCCUCAGCGGGCAUUCGUCCUCCCUGUCCUGCCAGGACUCUGAGUACCAGACAGAGGCGGGCGACUGUGCUGUGUGCCCCGAGUGCCCACCGGGAGAGGAGCCCAAUCAGGAAUGUGGUUCGGGACUGGGACUGGGUACCGUGUGCCGUGCCUGCAGGCCAGGCACCUUUUCGACCAGCCUGGGACGAAAGCCCUGCCUGCCUCACACUGGCUGUGCCCGGCUGAGGAGGGUCGAGGCCCAGGUGGGGACCACGACCAUCGAUACACGCUGCGGCGGCUGCAUUUCAGGGUUUUAUGAACCCAGAAGGCAACCAGACACUGAGUGCAGGCCUUGUUCUUUGGCACCCAUGGGCACACCUGACUGUGGAGAGCAAGGCCUAGGACGUGGGGGCCGGCAGCGCCGUACCGUGGAGGCCGGGAUGGGGCCGGAGGUCCGCCCGUCAGAGAACGGCACCCAGGCAGAGGUGCCCGAGGAAGCCGCGGCUCAGUAUGCCGUCAUCGCUAUUGUUCCCAUCUUCUGCCUGAUGGGUCUGCUGGGGAUUCUGCUCUGUAACCUUCUCAAGAAGAAAGGCUACCACUGUACAGCCCAUAAGGACAGUGGUGAAGAAGCUGGACUCGAGGGCAAGAAUGGGACCAACCCUGCCUACCGAAUGGAUGACCCCAACGAGGACACCAUCGGGGUCUUAGUGCGGCUGAUCACAGAGAAGAAAGAGAAUGCGGCCGCCCUGGAGGAGCUGCUGAAAGAAUACCACAGCAAACAGCUUGUGCAGACCAGUUACAAACCUUUGCCCAAGCUGACUCAAGGCCCCCCACCCGUACCUCACAUCUGCCAGCACCAGCACCACCUGCACACAGUGCAGGGACUGGCCUCCCGCUCCGGGUCCUGCUGCUCCCGAUGCAGCCAGAGAAAGUGGCCCGAGGUCCUGCUGUCCCCCGAGGCUGCCGCAGCCGCAGCUCCCACUCCCAGCGCGCUGCCAUCCCGAGGUGGCGGCAGCAAGCCCACUCCCAAGGGAAGCCGCCCGGGAGAGAUCACCAUUCUCUCUGUGGGCAGGUUCCGUGUGGCCCGAAUCCCUGAGCAGCGGCCAAGCCCUCCCCCUCCAGAGGUGAAAACCAUCUCAGAGACCAGUGAGGAGGGGGAGGCGGCUGAAGCUCCUCCCCCCGGGCUCCCUCCUGAGAACAGGGCGCUUCUGGGCAGUAGUGGAGGGCGUCCCAAAUGGCUGAAAACUCCAGCCUCUGGGGCGACAGAGAGCAAAUCAGAGGAAAAUCGCUACGUGGUCAGGCUGAGUGAAUCCAACUUGGUCAUCUGAAGGUGCCCUUAUGAUCCGCUCAGGCCCAGAGCCCUGAGACAUUGGAGCCUGGCAGUUGGCAGCAACCUGAGGCCCUGAGGGGCCGUCCCCCAGGCCCCCGCACCCUGGGCAGCCCCAGUGAGCUCUGGGAAGUGGGCAGUGGCAGGGGAGAGAGCUCACUUCAGCCUGAGCUACCACAGGCAGCUUAUUUUAAAGGAAAAGAUGAUCUUGUCCAGGGAAGAGAGGGAGGGAGGUGCCCAUACUUGAUGAGGAAUGGGCUGCCCUGUUUCCUUGCCCUGUUUCCCCCCACCUCCAAUUUCUUCUCCAUGCUAGCAGCAAGCCCCUUCCCUGGUCAUCUGGUCUUUCCCUUGCUCUGAACAGGACACCCUACCCAGCUUCUUGGGUCCCCAAAGAUGGCAUAAUCCCAAGUGGGAAUUUCUUCCCCAGUGCUUGAGAGAUGGGACAUCUUCACCCAAGUAAAGGUCCCUUCCCUGGGGAGCCAUAGAUAGGACACAGCCAUCCAUCUAUUCAUCCUCAUGCAGGGGUUCCCAGGAACAGCGAAGGGCUCGGACUCUUCAUCAUCUCCCGCCUUCAUCUUUCUCCCCACCGGUCCCCGGGCAAGGGAAGUGGCAGGGAACACACAGGGGGAAACAUGGAUGGUGGGGAUCCACUCUCUCGGGAUGUCAGAGCUAGGGUCAUCAAAUCCAAUCAUUGGGUAAGUGAGAAGAAGCCUUCCAAAGAUCACAGUGAGUUUGGCAGAGUAAGGACCAGAAUUUGGCUCUCCUGACUCCUGGGGCAAAUGCCCUUUCCAUGCCCUACAGUUACUGGGAAAGAGAUGCUCCCAUACACACCACCUCUCUCCCCACUAUUCCCCACUCUCCUGCACCUGGUCCCUAUCUCCAAGAUGGGGUUUAUCCAUGGGAGGAAAUUUUGGCGGGAUUUAGCUGAGACACCUGAAGGAAAGGGACUUAGCGCUUGGGCUCAAAUCCCAAGCUUUGUGCCUCAGUUUCCUCACCUGUAAAAUGAGAGAGCUGAAUGAGACGACUUCUAAGGUUUCUUUCAGUUCCAGAUGGUUCUGUGACCAUCCCUGGCCACGGGCUUUAGGCAGAAGUCUAAUUUUUAGUCCCUGAGGUUGCUGGGAGGGGAGGCAGCCAUGGAGCAAGAAAAAGAAGUCGAGUUCUGGAUCCAGCUCUGUCUCCCUUAACUUACGCUGGCCUGUUUGCUCCUGUAAAAUGAAGGGCUGGUCUUGGUGGCUUUUAAAAAGUCCCAUCCAGCUUGGACAUUCUGAACCUAAUUUGCUACAUGACAUUUUACCUCUGAGCUCCUGUUUACCAGCCCCUGUUCUGCUCACUGAGCCACAAUCUCCCACCCAUAUCUAGAGAGGAAAAAGUAUGACUUGGGGUGAUGCUUGAGAAGUUUCCCCUGCAUUUCCCUGGGAAGAGGACCCCCACAUUGUUCUCACAGUGCCCCUCCUCCCCAGUGGAGCAGGCUUGUUUCUCUGUGCUUGGGGGCAGGGACAAUAUGGGGUAUAUAUGUUAUCUCUCAAGUCCUUCCUCUUCCUCUCCCUGGAGCUGGAUCAAUUGCUUUCUUAGAUUUCCCAGCUAGCUGCUCUUGCCUGUAGCCCCCACAACCAAAGCCAGGGCCUUGCUUCUGCACGAGGAAGGGGGGUGCCUUAAUGCAUGUCAAGCAGCCCCCUCCACCCUGCCCCCCAGGGGUGAAUGGCUGUUUUUAAAUUUAAAAAUCAAACUUGUUCUGUGUCGUCAACUGUAGUUUGGGGGGCCUCUUGUCUUACCAUGUCCCAUUUCUUCUUCUCCCUAAAAAAGUGCUUUAGAAUCCCCAUGGCUCAAAGUUCCGAGCAGUGCGGUAGGAAGGGAAGAUGCGGGCUCUAGGUGCUGACCACUCCAGUUAGGACCCCUCGGGCUACAGCUGGCCAACUCUCCCCGGGCCCCCAACUUGCUUUUCUCUAUCAUCCCCCCCACUCUGUCCAGUUUGCUCCAUUGUGUUCUGUGUUUGCUCCCGGGAGAGAAGUAUGGGUGAUUCAGGUAGCGUCUGGAGCCCGUCCAUCCUGUCUAUUUAUGUGGGUGCUGUGCAGGCCACAGUCUCCGCUGUCACCUCCCCUCCCCUGGUGGGGGGUUGGGCCCUGAAGUUUGGUAACUCUUAUUUAUUGAAUUUAAGUCUUAUGCCCUGUCUCCUGUCUACUCCUUUUAUGCAUUCUCAUCCCAUUUCUUUAAGUUGGAUAAUAAAAAUAUUAGAAAGUGA